AUGAUCGUGCCUGACGUGUUGUUCAUCUGCGAGAACAUGCUGAUGUCAGAGGGUUUCGUAUCGGCCCGCGCCUUAGCACAUAAGUUUGUGACCCUUUAUGCUUUGUGUAAAACCUUACUAUCAGAUGCCUUACACUAUGAUUGGGGUCUCCGAGCAGUCAAGGCUGUGCUGCGGCAAGCUGGCUCACUCAAGAGAGCCGACCCUAAUGUUAAUGAAGAUACGCUGCUGAUGAGGGCACUGAGAGACUUCAAUAUUGCGAAAAUAACAAGUGAAGACAAGCCCAUAUUCCUGCGUCUUAUCGAGGAUCUGUUCCCUGGUGUCGUGUCGCCGCCCAAACGCGAUGUCGAUUUCUGGAAAGUGGUUAUGGCAGUGACAAAGGCUCAAAAAUUGCAAUGCGAGGAACAAUUCAUUUUAAAAUGCGUCCAAGUUCGAGAGGCCAUACAAGCGCUGAAGGCGAUUGGGGAAGAUGGGGUGGUGGAGGUAUUGAACCCCAAAGCCAUAUCAACAAAUGAGCUAUACGGGUACAUGACCCCUGCCAAGGAGUGGAAAGAUGGAGCGGUAGCCGUCAUAAUGCGGAAUAUGUCAAAAGAGCGUGGAGGGUUUAAACCUUCCCACCUCCACAAGUGGAUUAUUUUAGAUGGUGACAUAGAUGCAGAGUGGAUUGAGUCCAUGAACACUGUCAUGGAUGACAACAAGGUGCUGACACUAGUGAGCAAUGAACGAAUUCCGUUCACUCCGACAAUGAGAAUGAUAUUUGAAAUCGCGGAUAUGAAGCAUGCAAGUCCAGCAACUGUCUCAAGAGGAGGCGUGGUAUUCAUCAACGAGACCGACGUUGGGUGGAAACCCUUCGUAGAUUCUUGGAGGGAAACGCUCAGUGACCAAGUAGCACAGUCUCAGUUGUAUCUGCUGUUUUCUUACUACUUUGAAUCGAACAUAGAGAUGUUUCAUCGUACCUUCAAGUUUGUCUGCCCCAUGACAGACAUUGCUUUUGUCGAGGGCAUUUGUACAUUCGUCGAUGCGCUCCUUUGCCGCAACAAAGCCACAACAGACGCAUUUAAGGCUAAAAGCGUCGAUGAGCAGAAGCUCACAUAUGAAGGCUAUUUCCUAUCGGCCUUGAUGUGGACAGUUGGAGCUUGUGUAGCAGAUGAUAAAGCUCUCAACUACAGGGCCCAGUUCAGCAACUGGUUACGAGCCGCUGCGCGCAUUAAGUUCCCAGAAAAUGGCCUUUGUUUUGAUUAUUACUUUGAAGAAUCGACUUGCCAGUGGGUGCAGUGGAGUUCUCAAUUGAAGCCUUAUGAGCCUGUAACAGAGAUGUUGUUUAACAAGAUCAUAGUCUCCACGACAGACACCCUUCGCAUCAACUACGUAAAUGAACUAUUCUGCAAGCGCGGAAGAGCCGUUCUGCUUGUUGGUUCCUGUGGUUCUGGAAAAAGCACCAUUAUCAAGGACUUCUUCCGCCACUUGCCCCCCGAUUUUGAAAGCGCCACAAUCAAUCUUAAUUCCUACACGGACUCACGGAUGCUGCAAAAUAUUCUGGAGUCCAACAUUGAAAAACGCACCGGCCAUACUUACGGACCCGUGGGAAAUAAACGUAUAGUGUAUUUCAUUGACGACUUGAAUAUGCCAUACGUCGAUAAAUACGAUACCCAGCCUCCACUAGAGCUACUGCGGCAACUUAUGGACUACGGUAGUAUGUUUGACCGCAGCCAUUUGGAAGACAAGAUGAAUGUGGUAGACGUGCAGUAUAUGGCGUGCAUGAAUCCCACCGCUGGUUCGUUCAAUAUCAGCUCUCGGCUUCAGCGUCACUUUUCAGUAGUUACCUGUUUCGAAGCUGACGCUGAGACUAUUGGUCGCAUCUAUGGCAGCAUUCUCAAACAGCAUCUCCUGCCAUUCGACCCGUCCGUGGCAGAGCUAGAGGGACCCGUAUUGCAGGCCACAAUAGACCUAUUUGCACAAAUUCGUGCCGAUCCAACGUUUCUGCACUCUGCAAAAAAAUUCCACUACAACUUCAACCUACGCGACCUCUCCAGCAUGUUUAGAGGGGUGCUGAGGUCAACUCCCUCCAUGUACCGACAAACAGUGGGCGGUACUACGAAGCUAAUCCGACUUUGGCUCCAUGAGGCAAACAGAGUGCUUCGAGAUCGACUGAUAUCGGAAAGCGAUAUGAAUGCGCUCGACAAUAUCAUCAAAGUUGUUGUUAAGAAGCACUUUCCUGAUGAAGAUCAAGAACAAAUCCAUGCAGCCCCAAAUAUCAUGUGCAGCUUUUUGUCCGAGGCCUCCGGCAAUGAUCCUGUUUAUAUGCCUGUUCAAGACAAGGAAUCGCUGCGGCAGGUCCUGCAGGAGAAGCUUGAAGAGUAUUCGCAAACAUACACGGAGAUGAACUUGGUUCUUUUUGAUGAUGCCAUUUUACAUGUUACGCGCAUAUGUAGAAUAAUAGACGUUCCCGGGGGCAACGCCCUACUUGUCGGUGUUGGAGGCAGCGGCAAACAAAGCCUCAGUCGGCUAGCAUGCUUUAUCUCAAAGGUUGAAACGUACCAGAUCGUCGUUAGCCAGCAUUACGAUAGCGCUGCCUUCAAGAUAGACAUGCAGGAAUUGAUGAACAAAGCCAUUGUGCGUCCUGGGACUCCCCAUGCGCUCCUGCUGACAGAUCAGCAGAUCGUAGAUGAACAAUUGCUGGUCUACGUCAACGACCUCUUAGCCUCAGGAAACAUUCCCGACCUCUUCACAAGGGACGAAUAUGAGCAGAUCUUCACAGUCCUCAGGAAGCAAAUCAGGCCUGGGGCUCCAGGGAAUACUAGGGAAGGCAUGUGGCAAGUGUUUACGGACAAAGUACAGACAAACGUGCACGUUAUUAUCUGCCACUCACCUGUAGGCGAGCAUUUGAGAGUUCGAGCCCGCAAAUUCCCAGGCUUAAUUUCAGGGACGACAGUGGAUGAAUUCCAUCCUUGGUCGCGAGAUGCGCUGGUGCAGACAGGAGCGCACGGUGCUGCAGACGUGCAACUCCCGGCUGAAGAGCUACGCGGAUUGUUGGCGGAGCACAUGGCAAACGUGCAUUUGAGCAUAGAUGUGGCGAAUGAGAAUUUCUUGCGACAAGAAAGGCGUUACAAUUACACUACGCCAAAAUCUUUCUUGGAGCUGAUUGUUUUCUACAAACAAUUUCUCAGUCGCAAAAGAGAGGAAGCGAAUCAGUCCAUCAACAGGCUGCUUAAAGGUCUGACUACUUUGAAGGAAACAACGGCAGAGGUUGAGGGGCUGAGGGAAGACCUAAAGGAGAAAAUGAUCGUGGUAGACGAAAAGAAAGCAGCAGCUGACGCGUUGGUUGAACAGGUCCUCAAGGCCUCAGCAAUUGCUGAUGAGGAGGCCAAAAUUGCGAACGCAGAAAAAGAUAAGGCAAACGCCCUGAGUGAAGAAGCGGCAGAAAUACAAAAGAAAGCUGACGAAGAACUCUCAGAAGCAAUGCCAGCGAUGGAGAGAGCCAGAGAAGCAGUCAAGUGCCUUACGAAACCUGCUAUCCAGGAGCUCAAAUCGUUACCGAAACCCCCAGCCGAAUGUUUGGAGGUUACUAAGGCUGUGCUGAUAAUGAGGGGGGCAGGGAAGAAUACAGAAUGGAAGGCGGCACAAAAGAUGAUGAGCGACCCUGGAAAAUUCUUGGAACAAGUUCGCGCAUUUGACGCUGAGAACAUGACGGAGGAAACGGUUAAUGCAAUCACUCCGAUAAUUUCCCAGCCAUUUUUCAACUUUGAAGUUAUGAAGAGCAAGUCACUUGCUGCCGCAUUCCUUGCAAACUGGGUGGUGAAUAUUGUCACGUACAACACCAUCUACCGCAAAGUAAAACCCUUGAUGGAUAAAUUUGCAGAGGCCACCGAGUCCAAGGCCAAAGCCGACUCUAACCUGGCUCAAGUAAUGGAGCGCGUUCGAGAAAUUAAUGAAAAAGUGGCGAAACUGCAACAAAAACUCCAAGAAGCUGAUGACGACCGUCGUGGAGUCGUAGCUCAGGCCGAAGAGUGUCAGUUGAAGUUAGACCUUGCAGAGCGGCUGGUCAACGGUUUGGCAGACGAGAAUGCGAGAUGGACGCAGGCCAUGGGUGAGCUGGAAUCCUCGAAAAUGACUGUCAUCGGAGAUUACCUUCUGGCUGCAGCUUUCGUUUCAUACGCGGGAGCCUUCUCGGCGUCCUUCCGAGUCGGGCUCAUUGAGGGUGAAUGGAAGGCUGACCUCGUGAAGCAAAAUAUACCCUUUACACCCACUGUUAGUCCUUUGGAGGUAUUGGCAGACGAGGCAGAUAUCGCCUUAUGGAAAAAUGAAGGCUUGCCUGCGGAUCGCAUUUCCAUUGAAAACGCAGCGAUUGUCACAUCCUGCCUUAGGUGGCCUUUGUUGGUGGACCCGCAGCUGCAAGGGACACGUUGGGUUAAGCAGAGAGCUCACGAAAGCCUGAUAACAGUGUCUGUAAAUCGUGACCGCUGGCUGACCAAAACGAUUGAUGCAAUACGAAAUGGCGACACCCUCCUAAUAGAAAACCUAACCGAGUCUAUCGAUCCUGUCCUAGAUCCCAUUUUAUCUCGAGCCGUCUCCAGAAAGGGCCGUACGCUAUACGUAAAGAUAGCAGGGGAAGAUAUAGAGUUCAACACCGAGUUUCGCCUUUUGCUGCAAACAAAGCUCCCUAACCCGCAUUACAAGCCUGAGAUCGCAGCCCAAUGCACUUUGGUAAACUUCACGGUCACUCCUGAGGGGCUGGAGGAGCAGUUCCUGGCGAUGAUUGUCAACGCUGAGCAGCCAGACCUCGAGACAUCGAAGCAAGCCCUCACUCGAAAGCAAAAUGAAUUCAAGGUAACCCUGGCCCAGCUUGAAGACAAGCUUCUCUUUGAGCUCUCAAAUGCAGAUCCUGAGCUUAUCCUCGCGAAUACAGCACUUGUCGAGAGCCUAGAGGAAACGAAGCGGACAGCCAAGGAAAUACAGGAACAGGUUAGAGACUAA
Eimeria tenella is the source of this 4971-nucleotide messenger RNA. RefSeq lists its product as uncharacterized. Gene Ontology annotation, molecular function: minus-end-directed microtubule motor activity; dynein intermediate chain binding; ATP binding. The coding region runs from base 1 to 4971 and encodes 1656 amino acids. Lineage: Eukaryota; Apicomplexa; Conoidasida; Eucoccidiorida; Eimeriidae. The transcript is spliced from 20 exons. Gene Ontology annotation, biological process: microtubule-based movement. Gene Ontology annotation, cellular component: dynein complex. The record is from RefSeq and is a predicted model, not a curated record.